UGCAUAAACAUCAUCAGCCAUCAUCACUUUAUCUGUAAGACCCACUGCGUUCGUUUGCCCGCGCGGCUAGUUAGUUCGCCCUCCCUCUGUAAUCUAUCGAUUGGUGCUCUGAAAUUGUUGCUUUCAUGUCAAUUCACUACUCAUCUCGAAAAUGUUUUACAAAUUGCCUGUUGGGUCCAAGCGUCCAACACUAUUACUGGUGUUGUUGUUAUUGUUGUCGCUGUUUUUGUUAUUUUUGAUGCUGUCUCUUGAUGAACUGUUUUAAAAUAUGGGGCAAAUUGAAUGUUGUUUUUUCGUGGUAAUUGUUUUUCGUUUAUUGGUCAAACGAUGUUGUUGUUAUUAUUAUUUUGUUUUUUUUCUUCUUCGGCGAUGUGAAGUUUUUAUAAAACCAUUUGGUGAACUCUGCGAUGAGAUUUUUGGUGGAAAUUCCAAUUCUCAUGGUGAGCUCAAAAAAGUCAAAUGUUUCAAAUUGUUUUGUAUAAAUUUACCGAACCGAGCUUGGCAUAGCAUCAGUAUCAGUUGUUGUCUUCGUAGGCUUCGUUCCAUUUCGAGUUCAAACCAAUUAAGGCGGCAAUCCAUUAACACGAAAUUGAGCUAAAUUUUAUUGCAUUUUCGUUUUGAUUGAUUGCCUGGGAGGACUAAUGAUGAGGGCAUUUAUUUUGUAUUCAGUUUUGAUGGUGGCUGCUGUAAUGGCACGUCCCGAGCCUCCAGUGACCUAUCUGCCUAGCCAGCAGCACAACCAAAGAAUUCUACCAGCAAAUAGCCAUCCAGCAAAACCUCAUGUUUACCAACAAUUGCCCAGUGACAAUAGCUUCACCAGCUUUGCUGCUGCCACCCCAGUCACCAAUGCCAAUAAAUUGCCAGCAGCUAUGCCCUCCCAAGAAGAUUCCUACAAUGCAGCCUAUCGUCAUUCCAUGUCAACUCAACAUCAAUCUGGUUAUUCCAAUGGUCCUAUGGAAACCCAAGUCCACAAACAUGUCUACGUUCAUGUUCCACCCAAGGAAUUCGAGGAAGAAGAGGCCAUCCAGCCACGUGUAACACAUCAAAUGGGACCCAAACAGAAACAUUACAAAAUUGUAUUCAUCAAGGCUCCAUCUGCACCGGUCAUACGUGCUCCAAUUGUUCCACCAACACCACAACACGAAGAAAAGACCCUCAUCUAUGUGUUGCACAAGAAGCCAGAGGCCCAAGCCGAUAUUGUCAUACCAACUCCUGCACCCACCAAACCUUCGAAACCAGAAGUAUUCUUCAUCAAAUAUAAGACCAAGAAGGAAGAAGCUCCUGUCUAUGGUCCACCACCCGGCACAUAUGCCAGUGAACCUCGUCAAGCUGCCGAAGCUUCAAACGAAUACGUUUCGGUUGUUCCCAAUGAUAACGCUGACUUUCCUCACAAUGUUGAAGAAGACAGCGAACCUCAGUACAUGAACAUUGAACAGACUCCCGAAUCAUAUGUUGAGUCAUCCAUGACAGCUCGUUCCGAUGAGGACGUUGUCGAACCUGAACAACAGUAUUUGGCUCCCGAAAUGAGUUCCACACCCAUUGUUGUAGCUGAGGCCGAGGAACAGCCUCGUACUCCAGCAGCUACUUAUGGCUCUCCUGCUCGUUACUUCAUUAAGAGAAGAAAGUAAGCAGGAAGAUGCUAUGGUGCCAUUGUGGACCUUCAUAGGGCCACUUAUUGUUAUUUUAUUAUUAAGGACCUAGAAAAUUGUUGUUACUCAUAUACCCAUCAAACACG
This is a messenger RNA of Musca domestica (house fly), 1735 nucleotides long. RefSeq names its product microtubule-actin cross-linking factor 1, isoforms 6/7-like. The transcript is spliced from 2 exons. NCBI's taxonomy places the organism in Eukaryota, Metazoa, Arthropoda, Insecta, Diptera, Muscidae. Bases 642 to 1628 code for a protein of 328 amino acids. The record is from RefSeq and is a predicted model, not a curated record.